AUGGUCAACAUCUUCCUAAUCAUUGUUGCGGUUGUUAUACCAGCACUUGUAGCUUUAGGAAGUUUGUAUUUAAUUGCAUACUUUCAACAUCCUGACGAUAAAAAUGUUGCCUAUUUCCCGAAGAUUAUUGUUAUUUUAGGUAUUACUUUAGCAGCAACAAGUAUAUUAAUGUUACCAUUGGAUGUAGCAAAUCAAGGAGGAAAAGGCGGAUUUCCAAUGGAUAUAUUAUGGAUUGUUAUAUAUAUAGUAGUUGCAGUAUUUGCAAUUGUUAUAUGCCCAUUUGCAAUGUUCUUUUAUGAAUCAGAAGAAGCAGAUCCAGCAGCAGGUAGUCAAAUUGCAGGUGCAUUCAAAGGUACAUUUGCAAUUCUUUUUGCAUUUGCAGCAUUAACUAUUGUUUUAUAUGUAUUCUUUGGAGUUGCAGAGAUACCAACCAUAGUGAUUUUAAGUAGAUUCCAAAUUAUUAAUUAUCCAAUAGCAACUGAUAGUAUUAAUAUAACAACAACAUUACCAGAGAUAGCGUCAAUCGUUGGUGGAGGGAAUGAUAAAAUUAAAUUGGAUCCUGGAAAUCCAGAAUUAUUAGGUAAUGGCUCUGAAUAUGUAGAGUAUCGUUUAGAUAAAGAGUUUUUACAAUUCCGUGUAUCAAUUGCACUUUUCAUUAUUACUAUGGUUGCUUUCUUUGGUUGGUUAUUAUUCAUUAUUUUCGGUGGUAUUGGUUUGGUUGCCCUUCCAUUCGAUAUGAUUACAGACUUUAAGAAUCGUCCACAACGUAUACCAUACGAUAAAUAUUUGGAAAGAAAGAAAAAGAUUGGUGAACGUGCCACGGAAUUGGUUGACGUUGGUAAGACCAUUCAGUCACGUACCACUGGUGGUAUCAUGAGCAAACGUGAUAGAAGAAAUUACAAUCGUUUCCGUCAAGCAAUUUUCUUAUUAGAAGAGGAUUAUGAACGUUUAAAGAUUUCAUACAAGAGACAAGGUGGCAAGGUCAUACUUUAUUAUGCCCAGUUCUUUGGUGGUUUCAUUGCAUUGGGUGUUAGUCUUGGUUGGCUACUUCAUAUCAUAAUCUAUAUGAUCACAGCUCCAGAGCCAUUCCAUCCUUUCUUAAAUAGUUUGGUGAUAUCUUUGAAUAAUGCUUGGGGUUUCCUUGGUGUUAUCGUCUAUGGUUUACUCUCUUUCUAUUUAUUGUUCUGUGUUGUCAAGGGUAAUUUCAAAUUUGGGUUACGUCUUUUCUUCCUCUUCCCAAUUCACCCAAUGAGGGUUGGUAAUACCAUGAUGAAUGCUUUCCUAUUCAAUGUUGGUUUAAUCCUUAUCACAUCGGUUUCAAUCACUCACUUUUGUACAAUGGCUUUCUCUCAAUUCACUUCAACAACUUCCAUUAAUUCACUCUUUGAAACUGCUGUUAAAAAUCUUAAAAUCUUAAAAUGGUUCUGGGUUGUCUAUAUCUUUGCCAUCUUUGCUAUGUCAAUUCUUACUGCUAUCUUUUUAUUCAUUAAACCUAAAGAUAAACCAGCUAGAAUUCGUGUAUAA
Dictyostelium discoideum AX4 is the source of this 1524-nucleotide messenger RNA. RefSeq names its product LMBR1-like conserved region-containing protein. Lineage: Eukaryota; Evosea; Eumycetozoa; Dictyosteliales; Dictyosteliaceae. The record is from RefSeq and is a predicted model, not a curated record. Gene Ontology annotation, cellular component: membrane. The coding region runs from base 1 to 1524 and encodes 507 amino acids. The transcript has a single exon.